AUGGCGUGUAGCAAUGAUUGGAUCUUACAAUCGGCCAGUCUUGUUUGGAUAUUAGCUUCCCUUCUUAGCGAGUCACAGAGCAAGAAAACACAGGCAUACUUCAUGGACUCUAGCGACUGUGGAGACCAGAAACACGUUGGUGGUGCAGUGGUCUUCUCUCACAGCAAGGGCGAUUACUAUCUGCACGACAUCGACUGCCAGAUUAUCUUCAAAGCUGAAAGUUCUGACUGGAAGCUCAUGUUGAGAGUCAUCGAGAUGGAUAUCCCUGACAGAACCCCAAACGGAUACUGUAACGAUGCGCUGUACGUGUUUGAUGACAAUACGAUACUCACCAGAGCAAUGGAAGAUGCCGGAGGCACGGGCGGUCUUUGUGGGCGGAUUCUGCCGCCAACUCUCAAAUCUACCGGCCAGUUCAUGACAGUUGUUUUUAAAACAGACUCGGAUGGACCAGUAGGACGCGGGUUUAAGUUCAUCAUGACCGCUGUCAGAGAAGAUGGGGACAAGUUUAGCUCCUGUGGGUCCAGCUUCCAGUGUGAAAACAAGCUGUGUGUGGACGAGGCUUUGAUCUGUGACGGGGUUGACCACUGUGGCGAUUUCAGUGAUGAGGCAGCCUCAGGUCGGGCCAGGUGUAAGGAAG
Molecule: messenger RNA, 637 nt
Organism: Candidula unifasciata
Lineage: Eukaryota; Metazoa; Mollusca; Gastropoda; Stylommatophora; Geomitridae
Source: the annotation of a GenBank genome assembly